Hylaeus anthracinus is the source of this 1659-nucleotide messenger RNA. RefSeq names its product 26S proteasome non-ATPase regulatory subunit 13 (gene Rpn9). Gene Ontology annotation, biological process: ubiquitin-dependent protein catabolic process. Gene Ontology annotation, molecular function: structural molecule activity. NCBI's taxonomy places the organism in Eukaryota, Metazoa, Arthropoda, Insecta, Hymenoptera, Colletidae. Bases 53 to 1210 code for a protein of 385 amino acids. The transcript is spliced from 6 exons. The record is from RefSeq and is a predicted model, not a curated record. Gene Ontology annotation, cellular component: cytosol; proteasome regulatory particle, lid subcomplex; nucleus.
UCUUCUCGUUAGGUGGACGGACUAUAAUCAUUGCUAGUCAUUGUUAUCAAAGAUGGCGGCAGCCGUGGCACCAAGGGAUGUUAAUACAUAUUUGAGUGAAAAUCAAAAUGUUGCAGACAAAGAAUUGGCUGCUGAAUGGGCCCAACUUGAAGAACUAUAUAAUAAAAGGCUUUGGCAUCAAUUGACACUUAAAUUAGAAACAUUUGUGAAGAAUCCAGCGCUUCUGAAGGGAGAUAAUUUGGUACAACUAUACGUUAACUUUUUAUCUACCUUUGAAAACAAAAUAAAUCCUUUAUCACUGGUAGAAAUAUUAGCAUAUGUAAUACACCAGUUUCAAGAUAAACAGGAAGCAAUUGAAUUUUUGGAAAAAACUGAGCCUAAAGUUAAAAGCAGUAAUGAAGCUGUGGCUCUCUGUAAAGUCCUUGCAGGGCAAAUUUUAUUGGAUAAGUUAAAUAAUCAAGAGCAAACGAAAAAGAUAAUAGAAGAAGUAGAGGCUAUGUUGGAUAAUGCUGACGGUAUUACUACAGUUCAUGGCAGAUUUUAUCUAUUAGCCAGCCGUCUCUAUCGUUUACAAGGAAAGCAUGCAGAAUAUUAUCGCACUGCCCUCAGAUAUUUGGGUUGUAUUGAUUUAAAUACCUUAAGUAAACUAGAACAGGAACAACAUGCAUUUUUUCUUGGUCUGGCAGCACUUUUAGGUGAGGGCGUUUAUAAUCUCGGCGAAUUAUUAGCUCAUCCAGUUUUACAAUCCUUAAAAAAUACACCAAACUCUUGGUUGGUUGAUUUAUUACAAGCUUUUAAUGCUGGUGAUAUUGCUGCAUUGGAAAGAUUAAAACCACAGUGGAGCAAAGUUGCUGAUUUAGCUGCACAGGAAUUAAAAUUAAGGCAAAAGAUUUCUCUUUUAUGCCUUAUGGAAAUGACUUUUAAGCGACAAGCUAAUAACAGGCAGUUAACAUUCGCGGAGAUCUCUCAAGAAACUCGUUUACCUCUUGGUGAAGUAGAAUUAUUAGUAAUGAAAGCUUUAGCUCAAGGUUUGGUUCGAGGUGCUAUCGAUCAAGUAGCAGGAACAGUAAAUAUGACCUGGGUACAGCCUCGCGUAUUGGACCGUAGUCAAAUAGCUGGAAUGGUUCAAAGACUCGAUAUAUGGUGUAAAGAUGUUAGCUCAAUGGAGCGUUUAUUGGAAUCUCGAGCCUCCGAGAUUCUUACUCUUUAAUAUUAGGUUUGACAUUCUUUCAUCGAUUCAUUUGUGAAUGUAAAAAGAAAUACAAAUUGGUUUUGAACAUAACAUCCCAAGAAAAACAACUUCUUACAAGUUUUAACGUUACGCAUAAAGUAAUCAUUUGAAUUUUGCUUUUUUGUUCACAAACUUUGUACUAUGAUUGAAAUAUUUUUCGCGUUUCUCUAUUUAAUUGUGCAUUUAUACUUAAAAUAUCAAUAAUUUUGUAUACAUACGCAUACUAUUUCUGUAUAUCAUAUAAUAAAAUCAUGACGUAUAAAUAUUGGUUUCUACAUAAAGAAAUGAGAAAAAAAAUUUCUUUCAAAUUGUCUUUUUUGAUUCGUGUUUUUUUAAUUUGUUUAGUCCUUUAAAAAUGUACUUUACUCUUUUAGUGACGGUUGUGUAUCAUAUUCCAGUAAUAAAAUAUAAUACAAGAAUACAUAAAA